This is a messenger RNA of Moneuplotes crassus, 657 nucleotides long. The record is from the annotation of a GenBank genome assembly. NCBI's taxonomy places the organism in Eukaryota, Ciliophora, Spirotrichea, Euplotida, Euplotidae.
UAUGGGCUCACCUGAUAACCCUUAUAGAUGAAGGCCGCAUUAGUGUUCAUCCUUGCUCUCUUCGUAUUGGGAGCAUACGCUCAGGAAACUCAAGUCGAAGACCUUGUUGAGAAAGUAGCCCCAAAGAAAGCUCCAGCAACUCCAGGAAAUAUCUUCAUGUUGAUCCUCUGUCUAUCUGCUACUGCUUAUGGGCUCAAUUAUUUGAACACCAAGCAUAGAAGAUACUGCGAGAAAGUCAUCAUGGAUGAAGAUUUUGGUAAGGUGCCAAUGUACAAAAUCAACCCACAAGAGAUUAUUGAUACUUCUUGCAAAACGGAACUCUAUUGCGAAGAUAAGCAAAGCGGUCUUCUUGACAUCCUCAACAAAGUCAAGGAGGAGCCAGAAGUUUAUGAAAUGGCUUACUACGAGAGCACCAGUAAGAAGUUAGAAUCAAACCCAGAAUCUUCCUUCAUGCUCAAUGCUAGUGUCAGAACCGCUGAUGAUCUAGAGCUCCACGGUUUCGAUAAAGCUCAGAAUGAGUAUGAAGUGCCUACUCCUAAGUUCCCCAAGUGGGGAGCUUUGGGAAGAAUAUUCCAAAACGAAAGAGAGUCUUUGCUCUAAAUUACUCUCUUGAGCUUAUCACUUCUAUCACACAUUCAUUGGUUCAACCUUAACCAA